AUGUUUGCCCCUGAUCACAUCCAUCGUUCGGAAAAACCCGGUGUGAUUUUAAGUUACGGCCAAAAUCCGGGAGUGCCCAAAUAUUCAUUGCAGGACCGCGACGAAAUUUACGGACUAGAGAACAGGUUCUACACUGGUUUGUCCCCACGAGACCUUGACGAUAUUGCCGUUGGAUUGGCUCCAGAUGUCGAUUGGGUCCAGGCAGGUGAAAACCACGAACCCGAAGAACCCGAAACCGAAACCGAAGACGCUCCUGAAGAAGAAGCCCAAGUGAUCGAAGUCGAAGUCAACGAAUCGAAUCCGGAACAGCGUCAAGUGAUUGUGUAUCUGCCCGAUUCCGACUCUGAAUAG
Messenger RNA from Seminavis robusta, 351 nucleotides. The record is from the annotation of a GenBank genome assembly. Lineage: Eukaryota; Bacillariophyta; Bacillariophyceae; Naviculales; Naviculaceae.